AUGGAUUAUAGCGAAUACACAUUUGAAAAUUCUUCUGUGAAUAAUGAUUCACAAACAAUCUCUGGUAACAGAAUACGCCUUGCAUUUGAAGAGGAUGAUGAUGAAGCGGAUCUUACACAAGAGAGAAUUGUACGACAACAGUUGGAUUCUUUUGAUGACUUUAUUGAGCGUGGUCUAUAUGAAGUUAUAAACGAAACCCCAAUGCAAGCGAUUAGAUAUUCUGCUUUGAAGAUGGGCAAGGAAAUAAUGACUCAAUACAGUUUCGAGUUUGAUAAACCAUCAUUUACUAAACCUCAAUUUUCCGAGUAUGAGAGUAUUAAAAAGCAAUUGUUCCCUAAUGAAGCUCGCUUAAGGGGUUUAACUUAUUAUGAAAUCGAUUACAAUGAAAAUGAUUUAAAAGGAUAUGUGAAGACUGUGGUUGAUGAACCGAUUUCUGUUAUGGUACUUUCUAAAUUUCUCAUAGCUGAUUUGACUUUUGAGGAACUGAAAGAACAUCAUUAA
Funneliformis mosseae is the source of this 501-nucleotide messenger RNA. Lineage: Eukaryota; Fungi; Glomeromycota; Glomeromycetes; Glomerales; Glomeraceae. The record is from the annotation of a GenBank genome assembly.